AAAGUGAAAGUAUCUUUCAGGGAACAGGGAGUGGCUGAGCCGUCUGCCUGCUGUGUUUUCAGCUUCACUCAGAGACUAAAUGGCUUCCAAAUUAGAGGACGAUUUCUGCUGUUCUGUCUGCCACGACAUCUUUAAAGAUCCUGUCAUCCUGUCAUGUAGCCACAGCUUCUGUAAAGUCUGUCUGCAGAGCUGGUGGACAGAUAAACACGUCCGAGAGUGUCCACUUUGUAAGAGAAGAUCUUCAAAGAACGUCCUACCUCCUAACUUUGGUUUAAAGAACCUGUGUGAGAGUUUCUUACAGGAGAGAGCUCAGAGAUCUUCAGAGGCUCUCUGCAGUCUGCACUCUGAGAAACUCAAACUCUUCUGUCUGGACCAUCAGCAGCCGGUGUGUCUCGUCUGCAGAGAUUCAGAAAAACACACUGACCACAGAUUCAGACCCAUCGAUGAAGCUGCACGACAACACAAGAAGGAACUUCAGGAAACUCUGGAGCCCUUAAAGGAGAAGUUAAAGGUUUUUGAAGAAGUUAAAGUGAAGUUUGAUCAAACAGCAGAACACAUGAAGGUCCAGGCCCGACACACAGAGAGGCAGAUUAAGGAGCAGUUUAAGAAGCUUCACCAGUUUCUAGAAGAGGAAGAGGAGGCCAGGAUGGCUGCACUGAGGGAGGAAGAGGAGCAGAAGAGUCAGAUGAUGAAGGAGAAGAUGGAGGCUGUGAGCAGAGAGAUAGCAGCUCUUUCAGACACAGUCAGAGCCACAGAGGACGAGCUGAGAGCUGAAGACGUCUCAUUCCUGCUCAACUACAAGGCUGCAGUGGAAAGAGUCCAGCAGCGCCCCCUGCUGGAGGAUCCACAGCUGCUCUCAGGAGCUCUGAUGGACCAGGCCAAACACCUGGGCAACCUGACCUUCAACAUCUGGAACAAGAUGAAGGACAUGGUCUCCUACACUCCUGUGAUUCUGGACCCAAACACUGCUCAUCCAAAACUCAUCCUGUCUGAAGAUCUGACCAGUGUGACACGAGGAGAGGAACAGCAGCUUCCUGAUAAUCCAGAGAGAUUUGAUUACUUCUCCUCUGUCCUGGGCUCUGAGGGCUUUAACUCAGGGACUCACAGCUGGGACGUCCAGGUUGGAGACAGUACAUGCUGGGAACUGGGUGUGUUAGCAGAGUCUGUCCAGAGGAAGGGAGUCAUACGGUCUGGAUUAUGGACAAUAUGGUUCUAUAAUGGUGAAUACAGAGCAUACUCCCCAUCAGGUUCAUCCACUGUUCUCGUAGUGCAGAAGAAGCUCCAGAGGAUCAGAGUGAAUCUGGACUGGAACAAAGGAAAGCUGUCGUUCUCUGAUCCUGAUACUAACACACACAUACACACCUUCACACACACUUUCACUGAGAGGAUGUUUCCAUUCAUUAACAAUUGGGAGGAUCUCCCACUGAAGGUUUUACCAGUAAAGGUCUCUGUGACUGUAGGACAACAGAAAUAGAAGGUGAUCAAUCAGUACUGAAUUUUCUUCUCAGAGUCUUUGAGGAACAUGUGACUGUUGUCCUGAUGAUGAUGUUGGUUGUCAUGGAGAUGUGGAUGACAUCUACAGUAAAACUUUAAAUAAUUGAAGCUCUUGUGAUCUGACCUCACUUCCCCGCUCUAUAUGUAAAUUAACACAUAGUAAACACACGGCUACUACAGCAGACGCUGUGAUGUAACAUUACAGGAAUGUCAGUAGUAAUAUCCUACAUAUUUGUGAAAUCAGAUACAUUUUAUUAACAUUUUAUUAACAUCAAAAUUAAUGGUUAUUUUACUGGCGGUCAUCCGGGACUUCCGUGCCACCGACACCACUGCCUUUAUCAGGAAACAGCGGCGUACAGAGCUUCAGAGAGCAAGAUUAUUGAUUAUAUCUUUAAUGUGAAGUUUCUGUGUAUUUGAACAGCAGGUUCAAACAUUGAUUUGUUUAUUCAUGUAAAGUGUUAAAGAGAUUUUAUUUUACAUCAUCUGUUCACUGUAAUUCUUCAUUAGAAAUGAGAUUAAAGCUUCAACUGGAAAAUUAAAGUGUCUCAUGAAGCAGAAAA
Messenger RNA from Sebastes umbrosus (honeycomb rockfish), 2054 nucleotides. Its product is annotated as nuclear factor 7, brain-like. Lineage: Eukaryota; Metazoa; Chordata; Actinopteri; Perciformes; Sebastidae. Gene Ontology annotation, molecular function: protein binding; zinc ion binding. The coding region runs from base 80 to 1474 and encodes 464 amino acids. The transcript has a single exon. The record is from RefSeq and is a predicted model, not a curated record.